GGCUUUAAGUAUCUGGGAGUAAUGGAACCUCCGAUAACAUACUAUACAAAAGCAGAGUACAUUGAGACGGACACUGGAAACAAAGUCAGUCGAAAGUCAGUCAUCUGCGGAAGUCAGAAUAUUGUUCUAGGAGGCAAGACCAUUAUCCAAACGGAAUGCAUUGUUCGCGGUGACUUGCGCCGAACGGGAGGGGGACACGCUGUUGUCAUUGCUAUUGGGCGAUACUGUCUGUUAAGCCAACGAUGUAUCUUGCGGCCUCCCUAUAAAACCUACAAAGGAGUCUUCAACUACUACCCAAUGAAGAUAGGUGACCACGUUGUUAUUGGGGAAGAUAGCGUUGUAGAAGCCGCUCAAAUAGGAUCACAUGUACAUAUCGGCAAAGACUGCGUAAUCGGACGAUUUGUAAUCAUUAAAGACUGCUGUAAAAUACUUGAUGGAACUGUUAUUCCACCUAACACAGUUAUCCCAUCGUUUUCAGUAUACGGCGGAAAUCCAGGGAGGCUUGUUGACGAGCUCCCCGAAUCCACGCAAGAAUUGUACGAAGCCCGAACGAAACAAUUCUAUUACGAAAAAUUCAUAGCCGAGCACGCAUAGUGAACGUUGUGAUACCCAUUUCAGAGUUGCGAUUGUACAUAUAUUGUAUUUAAAACGGGUUGGUAAACCCAUUGUUUGAUGUCGUGAAUGUGGCGAUUGUCCCUUUAUCCAA
Molecule: messenger RNA, 706 nt
Organism: Spizellomyces punctatus DAOM BR117
Lineage: Eukaryota; Fungi; Chytridiomycota; Chytridiomycetes; Spizellomycetales; Spizellomycetaceae
Exons: 6
Coding region: 22-594 (190 amino acids)
Source: RefSeq, a predicted model, not a curated record